Mesitornis unicolor (brown roatelo) is the source of this 1000-nucleotide messenger RNA. RefSeq names its product protein delta homolog 1-like. Bases 1 to 816 code for a protein of 271 amino acids. Gene Ontology annotation, biological process: establishment or maintenance of epithelial cell apical/basal polarity; heterophilic cell-cell adhesion. The transcript has a single exon. Gene Ontology annotation, cellular component: plasma membrane; protein-containing complex. The record is from RefSeq and is a predicted model, not a curated record. Gene Ontology annotation, molecular function: calcium ion binding. NCBI's taxonomy places the organism in Eukaryota, Metazoa, Chordata, Aves, Mesitornithiformes, Mesitornithidae.
AUGAAGAGUUUCCUAAUAGCUUCCUUCAUUGGAUUUCAAUUCAAUCCUGCCGAUGUGCUUGUGUCCUAUCCUAGCUCUCCCUGCCAGAACGGAGGAACCUGCAUUGAUGACAAUGGUUUUGCACCUCACGCCUCCUGCCUCUGCCCUCCUGGUUUCGCCGGCAACUUCUGCGAAAUCGAUAGAGACGACUGCGAGUCCAACCCGUGUGAAAACGGAGGGACGUGUACAGAUAUUGGCAUGGGUUUCAGCUGUUUUUGUCCCCAUGGCUAUACGGGAAAGCUCUGCAGCAACCGGGUCGUAUUCUGUGCGAGCGGCCCCUGUGAGAAUGGGGGGACGUGCAGUGAACUCCCCCAGGGAGGAUUCGAGUGCCGCUGUAAACCAGAAUUUGUUGGUGUGACUUGCAGACACCCCAGCAGAAACACAAACCUCUCCGGAGUGAACGUGGAGACAAAGCAUGUGCAGAGUUACAAAGCAUCCCCAAAAGCUCACCACAGGGCAGUGCACCAUCAGCAAGAGAUCCUGAAAAUAACCAUGAAGGAAACGAUCCAAAGUGCGGAUCCCCUGCUCAGUCGAAGCCAGGUGAUUUGGUUCGUUGUGCUGGGCUUGCUGACCUGUCUCGUCGUCUUGGGUACAACUGGGAUUGUCUUUUUUUCAAAAUGUGAGAUGUGGCUUGCGAAUGCCAAAUACAGCCAUCUCCUCCGCAAGAAAAAGAACUUCUUUCUGAAGUCUAACAACGGGGAAAACCUCUCAGUUAAUAUUAUCUUCCCAGAGAAGAUCAAAUUGACUAAUUACACUAAGAACUACACUGCCAUCUAGGCCCUUGAAAGGCGAGCAGCAACUUGAGACUUUUCAUAGCAAUAUGUAAAAUAAAUGGAAUUUAUUGCCUGCGCUUGGCCUCAGUAUUUGUGGGUACAUUUGCUGUAGUUUAUGAGUGAUAAUGAAGAUAUAUAAUGUAUCUGUAUUGCUAAGGAUGUUUUUUCAUUCCCAAAGUAAAAGGUCA